AUGACACCUUUUAUUGGAGAAGAAGUAGCUAAUCUUAUUCGGUAUUGUGAUGAUAUACAAUCACUGGCAUUAGUUUCUAAGAAAUAUAAAGAAAAGAUUGAAUUACAUAAAGAAGAGAAUUAUUAUAACAAAGAAGUUUUUGAGGAUGAAAAUCUUGAAGUUCCUCCAACAACAAAAGUAGUUAGAAUAAAAUUUGGAAGUGGGUGGUAUGUAAGAGCAUUUACUACAUUAGCUAUUGGAAUUAAAGAUUUAAAAUUAGAAAAACUUAUUAUUGAAUUACAUACUCCUUUAUUAGUAUUUUUUGAUAAAUUACUUCAAUUUAUUCCUGAGAAUACUCCUAUAAUAUUAGAAGUUCAUGGAUUGGAUGAAGUAAUAGUGGAAAAGUAUGUAAUUAAUCCUCAAAUAAAAAUAGGUGGAUUUAAUUCCAAAAUUAAUGAAUCUCUUAUUCAAAAAAAGGCUUUUGUUUUACCAGAACGAAUUACAACACCAUCUGGUGUUACACGAACAUAUUUAUCAUUUGAAGCAUCUGUAUUUGAUUUUUAUUCAGCACAAUUAUGGAAAUUGUAUUUCCCAAUGAAUCUUAAAUUAAAAGCAAGUGGAGAACAUGACAAAAUAUUAAAGAUGAAAUCAUUCAUUUUUAAUUCUAUUCUUAUAACUGGUAAAUUAAAAACAAUUGACUUACAUGCAAAAAACAUUUCUAUUAUUCGUUCAUACGUUCCAGUUGAUAGUUGUGAAGAACUUGAAGUUGAACAACCAUUUGGAUUUCCUGAAUAUGUUGCUAAGAACAAAUUAAAGAAAUUAUAUAUUCAAUACUCAAAAAAUAUUACAACAAUUGACUUAAAGGCAGCAGAAUCAAUGAAUAUUGUUGAUAUAGUUUGUUGUGAUAACCUUAAAGAAAUUAAAGCAGAAAACGUUCUUCUUAUGAAGGUCAUUGAUUCUCCAUUGCAAAAUAUUCACUUAAAAACUGUUCAACAAUUAACAUUAUUUGGAGUAAAUAACGUUUCUGUUGAAGGGUCUAUUGAUGAUAUUCAAAGUGAUGGUAAGUGUUUUGUUAAUGGAACGUUAUCACAAACAAUAAAACCAAUACAAUCCAUAGAUAGAAAAUCAGUAAUGAUUAAAUUCCUUCCCAUUUACGUUGUUGUUUUAUUAAUAAUUCUUGGAGGUAUUAAAUUAAUAUUAGAGGUUCAUUGA
This is a messenger RNA of Entamoeba histolytica HM-1:IMSS, 1191 nucleotides long. RefSeq lists its product as uncharacterized. The transcript has a single exon. The record is from RefSeq and is a predicted model, not a curated record. Lineage: Eukaryota; Evosea; Mastigamoebida; Endamoebidae. Bases 1 to 1191 code for a protein of 396 amino acids.